AUGUCAUUGACAAAGGCCCAAUGGGACUGUAGCCACCUCCGGGCAGACACUGAGGAACGUGAGCCUCUUUACCUGUAUUACAAGCUAGUAGCUCAGAGCUGUGGGCCCAGAGGCUGGGUCAUUCACCUGCGCCUCCCAGGAAGAUUAGCCCGGGUUGGAACGGAGAAGGCGGUGCCUGAGCGCCACGCCGCGGGGCUGUCGGCCAAGCCUGCGCCUGACAAAGUGGACGGGAAAAGGCCGCUGGAAAGGAUAAAGCAUCAGACAAAAAAAGUGCAAGUAAAAGGGAAGAGAGGAGCAAAGGGCAAACAGGCUGAAGUGGCCAACCAGAAAACUACAGACCUCCUGCAGAAAACGGAGAGACGGGAAAACCGGAGUCCAGCCUCUGGGGUAGAAGAGAAAGAAGCCAAGUCUGACUAA
This is a messenger RNA of Acomys russatus (golden spiny mouse), 417 nucleotides long. Its product is annotated as non-histone chromosomal protein HMG-14-like. Bases 1 to 417 code for a protein of 138 amino acids. The transcript is spliced from 2 exons. NCBI's taxonomy places the organism in Eukaryota, Metazoa, Chordata, Mammalia, Rodentia, Muridae. The record is from RefSeq and is a predicted model, not a curated record. Gene Ontology annotation, cellular component: chromatin; nucleus. Gene Ontology annotation, molecular function: nucleosomal DNA binding.